Messenger RNA from Mercenaria mercenaria, 2121 nucleotides. RefSeq lists its product as uncharacterized. The transcript is spliced from 3 exons. The record is from RefSeq and is a predicted model, not a curated record. Lineage: Eukaryota; Metazoa; Mollusca; Bivalvia; Venerida; Veneridae. Bases 8 to 1219 code for a protein of 403 amino acids.
UCGAAAGAUGGAAACUGCGAAGUUUACCUCGGCAAAGAAGUCACGUUCUGCGCUCCUCGCACAGUUGACCAAAAUUAACAAUGAACUUGAGAGACAGAUGGUGUCUACAGAAAACGCUGAAAAGGUAAAACACUUAUACAAAAAUCUAUGUGACAGAUAUGAACAGUUUAAAAACGCUCAUUUUCACUGUCUGGAAUUAUGUGAUGAUCCCUCUAUCAUAGAAUUGUUGGAGACGAAUUAUUCUAGUCAGCAGAAAAAUCUAACGGAAUUCAACGAGCAUUAUUCCGAGUGGCAAAAACAGUCACUACAGUCGGGUCAAGAUGAUAAUAUAUCUACAAUAAGCAGAACGGGUACAGCACGGUCAUCUCGUGCGCAGUUACAAAAUGCAAAAGCGAAAAGACUGAUUGCAGAACAUAAACUAAGAACACUAAAAGUAAAACAAAAAAUAGAACAAGAGCAAAGGGAAUUAGAAAAUAAACGGCAAUUACUUGAACAAGAGAGCGAAUUAGAAGAAGCAAGGAUCGAGGAAUCUGUCUGGCAGGAAGAUAUCGAAUGUCCUGAUAAUAAUGGUGGUCGGAACUGUCCGGAAGUAGCACGUGACGUAUCCGUAUCCGUUAGCGGGCAGGAUUCAGCAGAAACGGUAAUUUCUCAUGACGAAAGCAAUGAUAAGUUGGAAGAUUUGACAUCCACAAAUAUAGAUACGGCUUUCUACAGGUUGGCAUUUACUUUGCAGGAAGGAUUUAAUGUGCCUAAACCGGAACUGUUGACAUUUAACGGAAGAGUGACAGAUUAUUGUAAAUUUAUAAAGAACUUCGAAACAAAUGUUGAGGAAAAAAUCAGUGACAGUAGGUUAAGAUUAAGUUAUCUUAUACAGUAUUGUGUAGGCGAGGCUAAAAGUUGUAUUGAGGACUGUGUUUUACUUGAUCCAGAUGAUGGUUACAGGCGUGCAAGGAAAAAUUUGCAAACUCGCUAUGACUAUGACGAUUUUGACGGUGUCUGGAUUGGCCUCAAUGACAUAGCAAAGGAGGGCGAAUUCGUUUGGUCUAAUGGUGGAAGCGUAUUGUUUGACAAACCGGUAAACUACAAUACUGUAGAUGCUGACUGUGUUUACUUCUAUAAUUAUGGGCUUGGGUACUCUAUAUCAAACAACUGGUAUGCCGCUUAUUGCAAUGGACCUACGUUUAACUACGUUUAUGAAAGGGGAUUGGCUGCUAAAUAGACGAGAGAGAUGUGUGCUUGGAGUGACUUAAACCGGACAACUCGACUUGGAAUAGUUUGACAUUGUCUCAAUGGACCCCGUGAUAUUAUGUGAAACCUUUUUUUUACAUUGUGUCAAUAUAUUGAAAUCUUUUUAUUAUAAUAUUUCAGUGGAUUGAAACCUUUUCCUAACAUUAUGUCGAUGGAUUAAAACUUUUUCUUACAUAAUGUCAGUGGAUUGAAACCUUUUCCUAACAUUAUGUCGAUGGAUUAAAACUUUUUCUUACAUAAUGUCAGUGGAUUGAAACCUUUUCUUUACAUUAUGUCAGUGGGUUGAACCAUUUUCCUUACAUCAUGUCAGCGGGUUGAAACUUUCUUUACAUUAUGUCAGUGAGUUGAAACCUUUUCUUUACAUUGUCAGUGGGUUGAAACAUUUUCUUUACAUUAUGUCAGUGGUUUUAAACAUUUUUUUUACAUUAUAUCAGUGGAUUGAAACUUUUUCUUUACAUUAUCUCAGUGGAUUGAAACUUUUUCUUUACAUUAAGACAGCGGGUUGAAACUGUUGCUUUACAUUAUGUCAGUGGGUUGAAACUUUCUUUACAUUAUAUCAGUGGAUUGAAACAAUUUCUUUACAUUAUGUCAGUGGGUUGAAACAGUUUCUUUACAUUAUGCCAGUGGGUUGAAACAUUUUCUUUACAUUAUGUCAGUGGAUUGAAACUUUCUUUACAUUAUGUCAGUGGAUUGAAACAUUUUCUUUACAUUAUGUUAGUGGGUUGAAACUUUCUUUACAUUAUGUCAGUGGAUUGAAACAUUUUCUUUACAUUAUGUCAGUGGGUUGAAACUUUAUUUACAUUAUGUCAGUGGAGUUGAAACUUUUUCUUUACAAUAUGUUAGUGGGUUGAAACAUUUUCUUUACAUUAUAUC